UUGAACACUAUCAAAGUUUACAGGUUUUCUUCUUCUUCUUCUAUUUGGCGUAACGUUACAGGCUUUAAGAAUUUUAAAAUUCUUUCAGAAAAAUUAAAAUACAUAAUUCGUGGGUGCAAAUGGUUAUGUAUCUGAGCCUCAAUAUUAUAUACAUUCUAGACAUCCCUUAUGCCGAAUAUUGUUAUAUACUAUAGACUCAUACAUGUGCAUUUAUGGGUACUGCAUCCGCAUUAGGAUUAGGGUAAUCAUCGGUGCUACCCAGGGCGAAGGGGAAAAUAUCAUUCUAUUCGGUGCUUGCCUACGUUUUCCUACGAUUAUUCUUGUUGCAGAAUGUACCCUUCGGAGAGUCCAAGUGAACGUGAGAGCAAAGGAUGCACACACAUUUAUUGUAUUUAUUUUCUGCCAGUCGUGUGUUGUGUUAGGUCGUGUGCCACUGGAUUUUAUUGCCCUAGACGCGAAAAGCCGGACAAAACGUAAAGGUAGAGAAUUCGAUGACAAAAAUCAACUGCCACGCCGAUGUAACAUUCAUUCGUCACUGAAUAUCGUAUGUGAUAAGAUCAAAUAGUUGAAUCAACAGACAAGUUUUGAAAAUUCUUGUGAAAGUGAGUGAGAAUAUAACGUUAUAAUCGGAAAGCAUGGCAGCAGCACAUUCGGUCUACAAUGAGUAUCAAUCCAGCUAUUAUAACUCGUGUUACAACUAUUCUCAACGUGGGCCAGAGCAGUUUAUUCCAAAUUAUUAUCAAAAAGCACUUCAAUAUGGUGACAGUAAUAUGAGUAUACCACAAUCGCAACUCUUGCAAAACUCACAAUACGCGCAGCAGUCACAACAGGAAAUUCAAAACAUAUCAUCCAUAUCGUCUUCAGCUUAUGGAUAUUCGGCUACGGCGCAAUAUAACCAUGAUGAGCAAUUUAGCUCGAAUUCGUUACAUACUAGACAUCACCAAUUAGAAAAUUAUGGAAAUCAGUUUGAUAGUUAUUACGGCUAUCCGUAUCAAACCACUGCCCAUUAUAGUUUGUGUGGAGCACAAGAACAUCUCGAAGAAUACCUUUACAAACCAACUGAAGUCGAACGCUCUAAUGUGGAAAAAAGGUCUUGCGAGAAGAGUUGUGAGACCAUCAAACCACCUGCCAUGAAAAGAAAGAUCAGUGAGAAAGAAACAAACGAUAAUGAAAAAGAUUCUCCAGCACUAAGAGCACUGCUAACUAAUCCAGCCAAAAAACUAAAGUACAACCCUCAUUAUGCUCAUUCCAUGACGAACGAAUCUAGUCGUCGCAUCGAAGCUACGUUCGGAUAUAAUAAUGGCUUUCUUUCGCCUGCUGCAAGUGACCGCAUUGUUCCUGACAUUGUACCAUUAUCACCCAACAAAACCGAUGAUAGCAUUGAUAGCUUGUUGGAUAAUUCGUCCAAGCAAGAUAUAGUAACGAUGCAAUGUGUGGACUAUACGUUAAAUAGUCUGCGCCAAAUUACGGCCACACCAAAGUAUGAUGGCGUUAGCACUCCACCCCUUUCUCCAAAGAAUAUGGAAAGUGCAAUCUCAUCUCAAGGAGUAGAGAGUAAUUCUUGGACCCAAAAUAGCGAUCAUGAAGAUCAUCCUAAAGAAUCAUCUAAACGCACUCGACAGUCUUAUUCCCGUCACCAAACGAUAGAAUUGGAAAAGGAGUUCCAUUUCAAUCGGUAUCUUAAUCGGAGACGUCGUAUCGAAAUUGCUAGCAUGUUGAAGCUCACCGAAAGGCAAAUCAAGAUUUGGUUCCAAAAUCGCCGCAUGAAGGCAAAAAAGGAUAAUUCAGCAUCGGCCAAUACACCAGAUCUGACAUAUGAUGGUGAAAUACCACAGCAAUCUUUAGAAUCUAUCGUAGCAGUUCAGUCACAACAUCAUACUGCGUCUGAUUCGCAACCAUUGUCGAUGAAUACGUCGGCUAGUACUGUUACUCAACAGGUAGGCCGUCAUUGUGAUCAGCAAAUGAUGGACGGCUGGUCGUAUCCUCAUUCACACUACUCACAUAACCAGUAUUAUUACAUGCAAAAUUAUUCUAAUUAUUCGCAACAUAAUUUUCAAACUGCGGGUCCUAUUUCUAGUGGCCUAUACAACGGGCAUCAUCCACAUCAAACAAUUGCAACUUACAUUUCAUCUCCGAGUCUUACAUGA
Messenger RNA from Anopheles gambiae (African malaria mosquito), 2147 nucleotides. Its product is annotated as segmentation protein fushi tarazu. Lineage: Eukaryota; Metazoa; Arthropoda; Insecta; Diptera; Culicidae. Gene Ontology annotation, cellular component: nucleus. Gene Ontology annotation, biological process: negative regulation of transcription by RNA polymerase II; anterior/posterior pattern specification. The transcript is spliced from 2 exons. The coding region runs from base 636 to 2147 and encodes 503 amino acids. Gene Ontology annotation, molecular function: RNA polymerase II cis-regulatory region sequence-specific DNA binding; DNA-binding transcription factor activity, RNA polymerase II-specific. The record is from RefSeq and is a predicted model, not a curated record.